This is a messenger RNA of Venustampulla echinocandica, 1011 nucleotides long. Its product is annotated as CMGC protein kinase. Gene Ontology annotation, molecular function: ATP binding; protein serine/threonine kinase activity. Gene Ontology annotation, cellular component: cytoplasm. Gene Ontology annotation, biological process: protein phosphorylation. The transcript is spliced from 4 exons. The record is from RefSeq and is a predicted model, not a curated record. The coding region runs from base 1 to 1011 and encodes 336 amino acids. Lineage: Eukaryota; Fungi; Ascomycota; Leotiomycetes; Helotiales; Pleuroascaceae.
AUGUCUUUCAAAGUUCCCAACGCCCUGGACAACCUGACUGGAACCGAUGUCACACCAAAGCUUGAGAUCCACGCUAAGGAACCCGAGUCCUUGAAGCUGGGCACGAAGCUGGUUGGUCAAUCCGGGACCCAGUACCAGAUUGAUCAAAUGCUCCAACACAGGACAGAUCCUAUAUUAGCUUGUGUUUACCUGGCCGCUGCUAAAGAUAAAAGGAAAUAUGUCCUCAAGAACAUCUUUCAUACCGAGUUCGAGUACCAGCUUAAUAUGCAAGCACCUCUUAGCGACUGCCCUAACCUACGAGUCGUUAUUGACACCAUUCCCGAGAAACUCCUAUUUGUCUAUAAUUACAGCACUGACCAUCUUCUGAAUCUGGCUAAAAAAGGGAAUCUUUCUGACGCAACAAAGAAGAGGAUAUUGCGGGACGUAUUAGUUGGACUUGCAGAUUUGCAUAACAGAAUAUCUUACACGGUGCCCGACAACAUAUUCGUGGACUAUGAUACGGAGCCUAAUGGCGCUAUUAAGGUAAAACGAGACCAGGUUGGUGAUCUUGAGAUGGGUUCUAUAAUUCCGCCUGGCUUAAACGUCCGCGGUGCCCGAUUGGGCAAUCCAAUGUGGCGUAGCCCUGAGGCCCAUGCUGCUGCCCGUAUUAACUUUCCCUCCGACAUAUUUUCUUUCGGUCUUGUUAGGAUUAUUUUCCGUAUCGAUACAGAAGGAUUAAGUGAAGCGGAGAAGGAAAAACUGAUUGUAAGGCGUCUGCUCUCUUACUUCGCAGAUGGACCGGGACUAGUCGGCCUCUUGGAGCACCUAGAUGACUCGGUUGCUCAGUGGCGCGACCUCGUCCUGGCUACAGUCCCGGAGUUUACAACUACCGACCCAAGGAAACCGUUCUCUAUGUGGGAAGAUGUUGACGAAUGCUUUCGGGAUGUUAUGACGAAGAUGAUGAGUCUAGAUCCUGCGAGAAGGAUCACGGCGAGGGAGGCUCUUGAGCACCCUUGGUUCCAAAAUAUAUAA